Molecule: messenger RNA, 1689 nt
Organism: Fusarium sp. VM40
Lineage: Eukaryota; Fungi; Ascomycota; Sordariomycetes; Hypocreales; Nectriaceae
Source: the annotation of a GenBank genome assembly
AUGGCGCCGUCUUUCCUCACCGUUCAUUUCGAUGAGCAGAAUCCCAAUUCAGAAAAGGGCAAGGAGGCCGGUGCACGUCGGUCCCUGUCUGGACUCGACUACUCGCCUCUACCUCGCAUCACAGGACGAUCGUUCCUCCUAGCCACCUUUGUAUCCAUGGGUGGUCUUCUUUUCGGUUAUGACACAGGUCAAAUCUCAGGCUUCCUCGAGAUGCCAGACUUUCUCGACCGCUUCGGCGAGACGAACAGUAACGGAGAGAAAGAGUUCGGCACUGUUCGAUCUGGCUUGAUUGUUGCGCUUUUGUCUAUCGGUACCCUCAUUGGUGCCCUUGUUGCAGCGCCUGUGUCGGAUCGCAUUGGUCGCAAGUUUAGUAUUUCGGGAUGGACCUGGAUCAUUGCGAUUGGUUUCAUUAUUCAGAUUUCGUCGAACCACAACUGGGUUCAGAUCAUGAUGGGCCGAUGGGUCGCUGGAUUGGGCGUGGGCGCCUUGUCUUUGCUGGUUCCUAUGUUUCAAGCUGAGACAAUGGGUAUCUUCCUGGCUGCCUGCAUUAACUACGGCACAGUCACCCACCACCCCAACAGCUCCGCAUCAUGGCGCAUCGUCAUCGGCGUUGGCUGGGCCUUCACUCUUAUCCUCGGAAUCGGCAUCCUCUUUCUGCCCGAUACGCCCCGAUUUGACUACCGCAAGGGUAAAAUCGACCGCGCCCGUGAUACCCUCUGCAAGGUCUACGGCGCCACGCCAAACCACUGGUCCAUCCACACCCAGAUGGAGGAGAUUGAAAGUAAGCUCCGCGCCGAGAGCCAGAUCAAGGGCAACCCCGCCAAGGAGUUCGUGCAGAUGUUCAAGGCUCCUCGUAUGGCGUACCGCAUUUUCCUCGGAAUGGCUCUGCAGAUGUUUCAGCAGCUGACUGGUGCUAACUACUUCUUCUACUACGGCACGACCAUCUUCCGCUCUGUGUCAAUUGACAGCUACAAGACCCAAAUCAUCCUCAACACAAUCAACUUCCUCGUCACUUUCAUCGGUCUGUACAUUGUUGAGCACUACGGUCGACGAAAGUCUCUUAUCGCAGGAAGCACCUGGAUGUUCAUCUGCUUCCUUAUCUUUGCAUCUGUUGGGCACUUCGCGCUUGACCAAGACAACCCUCAGUCUACUCAAAGUGCCGGCAUUGCCCUGAUCGUUUUUGCCUGUCUUUUCAUUCUCGGUUUCGCUACCACCUGGGGACCUAUGAUCUGGACUAUCAUGGCCGAGAUCUUCCCCUCGCGAUACCGAGCCAAGGGUAUGGCUUUGGCGACUGCAAGCAACUGGCUGUGGAAUUUCCUCCUCGCAUUCUUCACACCCUUCAUCACCGCCGAUAUUGACUUCCGCUAUGGUUACGUCUUUGCAGGCUGCAAUCUCCUCGGAGGAAUCAUCGUCUACUUUUUUGUCAUCGAGGGACAGGGCCGCACGCUUGAGGAGAUCGAUACCAUGUAUCUUGAGCGGGUGAACCCCAUCAAGAGUGCCAAGUGGGUACCGCCUCCACCUGAGGAGAUGUCGCGAAUCCGCAAGGAGGCUGGUCUUGAUAUUGAGGGAGCCGCGCAGCAACAAGCUGGCUCAAGUGACGAUGAGACUUUGGCUCGACCUUCUGGUGUUACCGACGCAGGUCAUGGACAUAGAAAGGAGGAGCAGGCUGGUACCAUUCACCACGAGUAG